GCCAUUCUGUUCGCAGCGAAAAACAGCUUUUCCCAGACGAGAGUUACCUGGAUUAGACGGCGACCAUGGCGAUUGAUGCAAUCGAAUCUCCGACUUCUCCUUCUCAGUCCGCUUCCCAUUUCAGCAGCCAGUCUCGCCAUUUCUACCUCGCCGUCGACAGACUCCAAUUCAAAAUGGGAACCUUAGAGGAGCUACUGGGCGUGGUGGGACGGCGUAACUGUCUUCCGAUGGUGGUCUGCUGCAGCUCACGCGACGAGCUCGACGCAGUCUGCUCCACCGUCUCUAAGCUUCCUUACAUUUCCUUAACCUCUUUGUACAGUGACCAAGCUGAAGCAGAACGAGCUCUAAUCUUGGAGAAGUUUCAGCAAGCAACCCUGAGCUGGAAUCAAGAAGUCACUGCUCAGCCAGGAGAUGGGAAUGAAAUGGGCAAAGAUGUGCAAGAUGAGAAAAAAUCUUGCAUGAUAGUUGUUACUGAUGCUUGUCUUCCACUCCUUUCUUCUGGAGAAUCCCCCAUAUCUGCUCGUGUUCUGAUCAAUUAUGAAUUGCCAAUUAAGAAGGAAACUUAUCUGAGACGUUUGGCUACUUGUUUGGCAGCAGAUGGAAUUGUUAUCAAUAUGGUUGUUGGGGGUGAAGUGGUAACUCUCAAAAGUUUAGAAGAAAGUAGCAACAUUAUCAUAGCUGAAAUGCCCAUAAAUAUUUCCGAGAUUUUGUGAUGAUGUUUGCUCUUCUGCAAUGGCUAAAAGGAUGCCAGCAUUUUGGUUACCCAUGCUUCUUCCAGUGGUUGGAGUGGUUGGACAGAAUUCAUGUGCUUUGUGAGUAGUUAUGGUGGCAAUCCUUUUCUAGUCUGCCUUUCUGCAAUCUGGUUAUUAGUUCUAGAUAUUCCUUUCAAUUGUGUAACAUUUUUUAUUUUUAUAGACUACCCAUUUGUAGAUCACUCUGAAUAGGUUUUAGGUCGUGCAUUUAGGAGUGAGAAAUGCUCCAUUUCAUGCUGGACUCGGAAAAGUACAGGCAGCCUGUGCUUGUUUUAUUGAGAAUUCAAACAUGACAAUGAAAUACUUGCACUGGUGGAAAUCUCCUACAAUGGGAGUUGGGAAUUGGUGGAUGCAUAUUUUCUUGUAAGAGUAGUGCCCGGGAGGUUAAUUGCAACUUUCUUAUGCAAUUUGUUUUCUUAUAUAUUACCUUCAAAAAGUUUCUAUGUUGUCGGCAACUGACAGUUGUGAUGGUAUCCGUAUUUCUUCUGAAAACAGCAUAUGCUAAUAUCCAACUUGUAUCACUUCCAGGCAAUGUCAUUUUUAUCU
Messenger RNA from Rubroshorea leprosula, 1298 nucleotides. NCBI's taxonomy places the organism in Eukaryota, Viridiplantae, Streptophyta, Magnoliopsida, Malvales, Dipterocarpaceae. The record is from the annotation of a GenBank genome assembly.